Molecule: messenger RNA, 1073 nt
Organism: Papaver somniferum (opium poppy)
Lineage: Eukaryota; Viridiplantae; Streptophyta; Magnoliopsida; Ranunculales; Papaveraceae
Product: CASP-like protein 5C1
Exons: 4
Coding region: 258-734 (158 amino acids)
Cellular component (GO): membrane
Source: RefSeq, a predicted model, not a curated record
CCCAACAAGUGUCACUAGUGACGGAUGGAGUGUAAGAUCAAAACAGCCCGAACCGCACAAAAUUGCAUUAAUUCGUGUCUAGUGAUCUACUCUAGUUUACUCUUCCGAUAUCAACAUCGACCAAAAAUCAACCAAGAAAUACAGAGUAGAAAAGAAGAAAACAGAAAGUAUUGCUUAUAUCUUAGUUUUAUUCAGAGUUCUUGCAAAAAAGGAAUUCGGAUUGAUGGGAGAUGUGGCACGAAAAAUGAAAGAUUGAGAUGAACUGCUUCUGUUGGGUCAGAGGCGAUCACAGCCUAGGACCCAUCAUCGCCAUGGAUGAACUAUUGUUACCUGGGUCACUGGGAACGAGUGCAAGCUUGACGCUACGAUUGGGACAAACUAUUUUCUCUUCUGCUUCUCUGUUGUUUAUGUCUUUUGGUGUUGAAUUUUACAGCUAUACUGCCUUCAGCUACUUGGUAACAGUCAUGGGCUUAGUGCUUCCAUGGGGUUUUACACUGGCAAUGGUGGAUGCAUAUUCGCUUUGUGCAAAGUGUCCUCUUCCGCAACCAGGAAUUCUGUGGAUCAUUAUAAUGGGAGAUUGGGUUUUAUCAAUUCUAGCCUUAGCAGCAGCUUGCUCUACGGCUGCGGUGAUAGAUCUCUUGCUCCAAAAUGAUGGAAGCUAUUGUCCUCCAAAGUUCUGCAGCAGAUUAUGCUAUAAUGGCCGAUCAGCUAUUCAUUCUAUUGACAACAUCUGAUCUUGGCACAAGAAAUGCUGCUAGGCCAGCCAGGGGGAUGAAUGCACCUGUCGUCCCCUUCCUCCCGAUCCCUGAAGAAUCCCGAAGGAUCUACAUCUUCUGCAGGAAUAUAUUUGGUGGUCAUUAAACAGGCCUAAAACAUCUCCAUUUUCUGUCUGGCAGUUGCAUCUUCGAAGCAGUAAGAGUGCAAAACCCUCCUUGUGAGAUAAAACUAGUUUCCUUCAAGUGCAGAUUUGUGAAAUUAUGGCUGGUAUCUCAAAUUGUCACUAUCAUAAAACUUAUGGCUGGUAUCUCUAAUUGUCACUGUCAUAAAACUCCUAGACAAGCAGAAGUGGAUGA